This is a messenger RNA of Effrenium voratum, 982 nucleotides long. Lineage: Eukaryota; Dinophyceae; Suessiales; Symbiodiniaceae. The record is from the annotation of a GenBank genome assembly.
AGGCAGUUUGGCUCAGCUCUGGGGAUUUAAAGUGAGCGAGAAGCCGAGCAUGAUCUGCGGAGAGGAGUCUGCCUUCAUGGGCUACGGGCCCACCUAUGCCUACCAGCCUAUCGUGGUAAGCAGGCUUGAGCCUGUGUUCCCCUCGAUGCCCGGGCCCAGUGUGCUCUCCACCCAGCCUGCGAAGCUGCCGCCUUGCUACGUGGCGCACAACCCAAUGCCAUACCAGGCGCAGGUGCAGGCCUAUCCGUACGUCAUUCCGCCACCGCCGCCGCCGUACCCGCAGCCGCUGCAGCAGCAGAUGCAGAUGCAGGCGUGCAAUCAAUGCUCAGAGCCCAAGCAUCAGUUGCUUUUGGAUCAAUUCCUGAAGCCGCCGCGCGAGGCAUCGCAUGAAGAGAGGGAAGGAUAUGACAAGCCGGAGCACGGUCAGAAGUGCUCCACCAAGAAGGUGUUGAUGCCUGGCUUGGUCUCGACCGACAGUGACGAUCUGAGCCCGCAAGGGCUGAGGGAUGCAGAAAACGUGGCCAACCUCUUCAUCGAAGACAAAACUACUGUGAUGCUGAGGAACAUCCCGAACCGCUACACCUGUGAGGAGCUGCUGAGCGAGGUGAUGAUUGCCGGCUUCGAUCGGAAGUUCGACUUCUUUUACCUGCCCAUGGACUUCAAGACCAAGCGGAACCGCGGCUACGGCUUUAUCAACUUCAACUCCGCAAGCGUUGCGCAACAGUUUGUGCUGGCCUUCCACCGGCGGCAGCUGAAGCUGUACUCCUCGAAGAAGAUUUUGGAAGUGGCCCCCGCCGUGACACAAGGCUACCACGCGAACAUGAGCAAGUACUUUGAGAAGGACUCAGAGAGGAUCAAGAACGAUUGGUUCCGACCGAUGCUCUUCAACACUGAAGCCUUCGAAUGAAUCCAUCGGAUUGGCACAACAUGGGGUUGAGAGUUGCCCAGGCCUGGCGUCAGAUUGGAUCCUUUUGGCACCCUC